ACAAGAAGAAGAAAGGCUAGCAGCGAAGCCGCCUGCAUCAUCCGCCGACGGAGCCUGGAGGAACCGAGCAGGAGAACCGGAGAAAAAUGGCGUUCACAUUCGCGGCCUUUUGUUACAUGCUCGCUUUGCUGCUCACGGCGGCGCUUAUCUUUUUCGCUAUUUGGCAUAUUAUAGCAUUUGAUGAGCUGAAGACUGACUACAAGAACCCUAUAGAUCAAUGUAACACUUUAAAUCCGCUGGUGCUGCCAGAGUAUCUCAUCCAUUUCUUCUUUUGUGUGAUGUUUCUGUGCGCUGCUGAGUGGCUCACCCUCUUCCUCAACCUGCCGCUGCUGGCGUAUCACGUCUGGAGGUAUGUGAGCAGACCGGUGAUGAGCUGCCCAGGCCUCUACGACCCAACCACCAUCAUGAAUGCUGACAUCCUAGCCUAUUGUCAAAAAGAAGGCUGGUGCAAACUGGCUUUCUACCUGUUGUCAUUCUUCUACUAUCUCUAUGGAAUGAUCUAUGUUCUGGUGAGCUCCUAAAGAGGUCAGGAGGAUCUGCCCCUACAGUAAUGACCAGACACUAUGAUCCAAGUGCUGGAACACUGGACCUGCUGGAGACCACUGAUGAGCAACACCAGUCAUUUCAAGUGGACGAGACCCCCCCAUCCCCCCACCACCAUCACCCACUCACAGUGCAGAGAGUCAUUGGGAAACUGUUAGCCUCUAAAAACUGUCGGCUGCAGCAUUUCCUUUCAAAUGCCACAAAUCUGGAAUCGCAGACAAGUUUCUCUUUCCCCUUUUUUGUUUUUGGUAUAUUUUUUUUUUAAUGUUUGGUUUGGAUAAAAUUAGUUUUCCAUUUGAGCUGGGAAUCUAUUCUGCUUGUUUGUUUUUUCAUGUAUAAUUUUGAAGUUUAACAGCUGCUGUUCUCAGACCGCCUGGUUUAUUAUCUAUAAGAUCGUAGCUGAAGAAGUGAUGAAAUAACAGAAAAGAUAUCCAACAGUCUUGUUUUUUUUUUUUAUUAAAACUUUAAAUAUUUCAACUCCGCCAUGUUCUCCAUGUCCGAUGUUUAGUUUCAUCCUUUGAAUCCAGAAAGGUUAAACGAGUUGAAGUGGUUUCUGUUGUAAAUUUCUCCUUGCUGCUCAGUUGAGCAAAAGGUGGAUUUAACCGUGAAGUUCUUCUGCUCAGAGAGUCAUAGCGCUUCAGUAGCUAGCAGCAGAUGUGCCAUACUGGUGACUGUAUAUUCUUUUUGUUUGAACAUAAAUAGUCCUCAUUGUUAGCAUCUCUGGUCUAUUUAUUGAUCUCUGGAUUUAUUUUUUUCUACCCUUUGUGACGUCAAGCACUCCUGAAAUGUGACUCAUCUCCACCAAACAUGAUUUAGUCCAGUAAAGAUCAUUUAGCUCAACUUUUCACUGGUUUGGGAAUAAGUUUUACAGGCAUUUAUAUGCAUCAUACCUUUGUUUGAUUUAAGAAAAAAAUAUUUGAAUCUACAAUAAACUCCUAUUAUCAAAAUGUUUUU
Messenger RNA from Cyprinodon variegatus (sheepshead minnow), 1497 nucleotides. RefSeq names its product protein cornichon homolog 1. Bases 87 to 521 code for a protein of 144 amino acids. The record is from RefSeq and is a predicted model, not a curated record. Gene Ontology annotation, biological process: vesicle-mediated transport. NCBI's taxonomy places the organism in Eukaryota, Metazoa, Chordata, Actinopteri, Cyprinodontiformes, Cyprinodontidae. The transcript is spliced from 5 exons.